CUUCUAAUGGAAUGCGAAGAAGAUCUUCUCCUCGAAGCAGCGAACGCGCUGCUUCUCCUUAGCAGCGGCCCGCCGCCGGAUCGGCCGUCGCAUCCGCUUCCUCCGGCGGCGAUGACUGCGACGAGUAUCGAGAAUGUAUUCUCUGUCUCCGUCCCAUCUUGGGGGUUUCGGUUGAGGAGGUCUCAUGACAUGGGAAAGUUGAAGAGGAAGCAAGUAGAGGGUCCUUCGCCGCCGACGGCGGAGGCUGCGACUUGUGGCCGCCGGAGUCCGGAAACUCCUCUGGACUUGGGUGCUGACUCCGCUGCCUCUAGCAGCGGAAGCGAUGGCUUCCCGUGUUCCUCUGAGAUCCGUCCCUUCAAGCGCUUACGCGCCGGCGAGACCUCUGUUCCAGAAUAUGACGCACGCUUAAAGUUGAAGAGGAAGAAAGUAGAGGGUCCUUCGACCUCGACGGCGGUGGCUGCGACUUGUGGCCACCGGAGUCCGGGCACGCCUAUCUACUUUGUUGCCGCCUCCAUUCCCUCUUCCAGCGAAAGCGAUGGCUUCAUGUGUUCCUCCGAAAUCCGACCGUUUAAGCGCUUACGCACCGGCGAGACCUUCGUUCCAGGAUGUGACGCACACAUAAAGGUCUCAAAUCUGGCAAAUUAUUAUGUCCGGUCCGAAUUCUUUCGGACAGGCACAUCACGUUGGUACCAAAAUGCAGCGGGUCCCGAUCUAUUUGGGUGACGUGGUGCGUCUAGAUUGGAUGUCCGGACAUCCGGUGACCAGGCGUAAUAAUUCGCCCUCAAAUCUCUAUUUCCACCCCCCUUCGCUCGGCGAAUUAUUAGGUCCGUUCGCCGGACUUGAAUCUGCUUCUGGAAUUCUGCACUUUUCAUGCGCUUUUAAUGCGUUUUUUAUAUACUUUUGUAGAAUGACAGCUAAUAUGUGCUUUUAUUGUGCAUAUUAGCUGUCAUUUUGCUGAGUAUUUAAAAAACGCAGUAAAAGGCCAUCAAAUACACAAUGAGUGAAAUAUUUGUUGCGCUUUUGCUGCGUUUUUUGUUUUAUUUUUG
Molecule: messenger RNA, 1046 nt
Organism: Dendrobium catenatum
Lineage: Eukaryota; Viridiplantae; Streptophyta; Magnoliopsida; Asparagales; Orchidaceae
Exons: 2
Coding region: 7-723 (238 amino acids)
Source: RefSeq, a predicted model, not a curated record